Molecule: messenger RNA, 1013 nt
Organism: Bufo gargarizans (Asiatic toad)
Lineage: Eukaryota; Metazoa; Chordata; Amphibia; Anura; Bufonidae
Product: ubiquitin-conjugating enzyme E2 U-like
Exons: 8
Coding region: 1-729 (242 amino acids)
Source: RefSeq, a predicted model, not a curated record
AUGAGUAUCCUUUGUUCAGGGUCUCCAAUUGAUCAAACGUCCGGGAAACCUUGCAUUGAUUUUUUGGAUAACCCAGCAGAAUGGAAUCCAGCCUACACCAUGACGUACAUCUCACUGGUGAUCCAGGCAAUGCUUUCCAAUCCAGUACUGGAAAAUGCAGUCAACCUGGAGGCAACCAACCUGGUGCUGAAUAAAGCAGAUCUGUACAGGCAGAUGGUUCUCAACUGUGUGAAGACCAGCAGAAUGAUUGAAGAUGGCUCAAUACAACGCAGCAACGUGAUGCGAAGGACCCCGCCCCCGCUCUGCACCCCCGCACCCAGGAAGAUAAAAUCUGUCUCCUUUGAGAAUUACCACAAGACGUGGAGUGAAAUUGCCACAUCAAAGACAGACCAGAGUGUAAAGCAUAAAAAAUCAAGAACAUCAACUAAAGAAUUGGAAGAGAUGAGGAAUGGAAAUAAAGUAUACAGCAUCUUUAUUCAUGGACUCCUUAGUGACCGGACGAGCAGAGCGGAGCAUGCUGGGGGAUGUACGCUGUGCAGAUUGACAGAGGGUCACAUUUUGGCAUCCAUUGUAGAUAUGAAAGCUGAUGCUGAGAGUAGUUUCCAGAAGAGGCAUCACACAGACAACACGCCGGCAUCAUCUGCCCGGGAGGCAGAACCACUGGAGGAUGAAGUGGACAAUUUGGUGGCCUGGACAAAUACCCUCAGCGCUGAGCUACUGGAAGACUGAUUGAUGGGCGGUUCCAUCCUUAAAAGUAUUAACCCCCAAUCCCUCUUACAUUGCCCAAUUAGGGGGAUAGAACUAAGUAGGGGAUAUAUUUGAUAACCAGUUGCUGACUGUUUUCCAUAGGAAGCAGCAGAACUGUGAGUGCAGCUCCGGAGUAUAAUAAAGAAAGUUGAGUAUCUAUGUCAUGUCCUGCUCCAUAUGAUUAGCACUGAUGUCUUGCAGACCUGAAGUUCUGGGUUCAAAUCCAACCAAGGGCAACAUCUGUAAUUUGAAAUUUGUAUGUUUUC